Amphibalanus amphitrite is the source of this 465-nucleotide messenger RNA. Its product is annotated as radial spoke head 1 homolog. NCBI's taxonomy places the organism in Eukaryota, Metazoa, Arthropoda, Thecostraca, Balanomorpha, Balanidae. The record is from RefSeq and is a predicted model, not a curated record. The transcript has a single exon. Bases 1 to 465 code for a protein of 154 amino acids.
AUGACGUCGACAGAAGUGACUCCGGAUGCAAACGUGAUCGAGCAGCGACCGGGAGAGAAAACCGGUGAGGCCGAGUUCCAUUUUCCCAACGGGGACUCCUACUCUGGCGGCUACAAGAUCUGGCCAGAGGAGAAAAUCAAGAGCUACGGGAUCAUGCGGCACGGCGAGGGCACGUAUACGACCCAGGACGGCGGCCGGUACAGCGGCGACUGGAUGGAGGACUGUUUGGAGGGCCAGGUCACCAUCCAGUACCCGGACGGCAGUUCGUUCGAAGGCACCCUCCAGGACGGCCACUACUCCGGGCCGGGCCGCUACCGGUUCCCGGACGGAUCCUUCUUCGAGGGCAGCUUCGUCGGCAGCCAGGUGACCGGCCAGGGCAUCUGGGUGGAUGCUGAAGGCCAGCAGUGGCGCGGCGAAUUCGCCCCCGACAAGGCACUCAGUCUCCGAUUCAAGCACAAUCUCUAA